Molecule: messenger RNA, 1404 nt
Organism: Metarhizium album ARSEF 1941
Lineage: Eukaryota; Fungi; Ascomycota; Sordariomycetes; Hypocreales; Clavicipitaceae
Product: udp-galactose transporter
Exons: 5
Coding region: 1-1404 (467 amino acids)
Biological process (GO): pyrimidine nucleotide-sugar transmembrane transport
Cellular component (GO): Golgi membrane
Molecular function (GO): UDP-galactose transmembrane transporter activity
Source: RefSeq, a predicted model, not a curated record
AUGGCAAUCCUCGAGAGCACUGCGUUAAAGGCCGCUCCUCCUGGUGUCUACCGGGGCUCCAAAGGAAGCGGAUUCGCAAAGAACCUGUCCCUCAUUUUUUUGACUUUCCAGAACUCGGCCCUGAUAUUGGUGAUGCAUUACUCCAGAGUCAUGCCCCCCGACGGCGACCACCGAUAUUUUACAUCUACGGCUGUCUUUCUCAACGAGGUCAUCAAGCUAGCUAUAUCUCUCACACUGGCUCUGUACGAGACAUCCAAGACCCUUGCCCCGAGCACGCCAGCUACGGUCCUCUUCGAACAGAUUUACAAUGGUGUAUUCUCCAAUGAUGGCUGGAUGCUGGUCGUGCCCGCAGCUUUAUACACCCUCCAGAACUUGCUGCAGUAUGUAGCUGUGGAAAAUCUGGAUCCAGUUCAUUUCCAGGUCUUGUAUCAGGUCAAAAUUCUCACAACAGCCAUCUUCAGCGUAUUUCUGCUCCGACGCCAGCUGGGCGUCAAAGGAUGGACGUCCCUUCUCAUCCUUACGCUCGGUGUCUGUAUCGUCUCUCUGCCAUCUUCGGAAAAAACUACCAACUCGCUCCUCCUGCACGGUGUCCCUGACCACUUCUUUCCUCGAUCGAAACACGAAAUUGGACAAACCGUAGCUGGCGCAGACGUUCCCGAACCGGCGCUGCACUUGAGCAGACGAUCCGCUACGUACGAAGGCAUCGCCAACGAUUUGCCUCCGGCAGACCCCAUCAUGAAUUUUUCUGUAGGCGUUUCUGCAGCUCUCGUCUCCGCCGUCGUGUCCGGACUGGCAGGAGUCUACUUCGAAAAGCUGCUCAAAGAAAGCUCCACCAAUGCGAGUGUCUGGAUGCGAAACGUCCAGUUAAGCUUCUACUCGCUGAUUGCAGCUUUCCUGGGAGGCUGCAUGUAUCAAGAUGGUGCUGGCAUCCAGGAACAUGGGUUCUUUGAGGGCUACAACGCCGUUGUUUGGGCCGCAAUCUCACUACAGGCCGCCGGAGGCCUAUUAGCCAGUCUGGUGAUACGCGAUGCCGACAAUAUCGUAAAGAACUUUGCGACGAGUAUCAGUAUCGUAAUCAGCUUCGUCGUCAGCGUGUGGAUUUUCGACUUUGCCGUCACCCUAACGUUCCUUGUGGGCACCUCCCUUGUUCUCCUAGCAACAUACAUCUACAGCGUCCCUGAGCGUAAGCUCCACCGCCCCCAGCCCAUGCGCAUCGUCAGUUUCGAAAAGCCUGCCAUUGUACAAACCGUUACGUCCGCGCAAACGCCUCGCACGGUAGACGUUCGCCGUUUGAACACCGACCCCUUUGAGGGCAGGGGGGGUGGCAAGACGACCAGCCGACCCACUAGUCCCAUGUUGCCUCGCGUGGGCAGCCGUACGCAUCUUCAUAGAGAAGUCCAUUGA